AUGUCGAUCCCCCGCCGCCUAUCCCGCCUCCCCGCCGCCGGAACCACCAGUCCCUCUACCGCGAACCUCUCCAUCUCCCACGGCGGAACCGGCGCGAGGCCCUCGACGGCCGUGCUGGCAGCCGCCGCGACGGCGGCGGCCGCAGCGGGCCGCGCCUCGGAGUGCCAGUCCCUGCUCCUGCGCAUGUCGCGCCGCCGCGGCGCGUCCCGGCUCGACAUCGUCACCUCCCUCCUGGCCGCCUCCCCAACCCCGACCCCGCAGCCGCAGGUGUUCGACCUGCUCAUCCGCACCUACACGCAGUCCCGGAAGCCGCGGGAGGCCUUCGAGGCCUUCCGCCUCCUGCUCGACCGCGGCGUGCCCGUCCCCGCCGCCGCCUCCAACGCGCUCCUCGCGGCCCUCUCGCGCGCCGGGUGGCCCCACCUCGCCGCGGACGCCUACCGCCUCGUCCUCUCCUCGAACUCCGAGGUAAACAGCUACACGCUCAACAUCAUGGUCCACAGCCACUGCAAGGCCCUGCAGUUCGACAAGGUCGACGCCGUCAUCGCCGAGAUGGGGAAGCGGUGCGUGUUCCCGGACGUGGUCACGCACAACGUGAUGGUUGAUGCCAGGUUCCGCGCCGGGGAUGUCGAGGCCGCGAUGGCGGUGGUCGAUUCGAUGGUCGGUAAGGGGAUAAAGCCGGGGAUUCUGACGUAUAACGCGGUGUUGAAGGGGCUGUGUAGGAAUGGAAGGUGGGAUAAGGCGAGGGAGGUGUUCAGGGCGAUGGACGAGUGCGGGGUGGCGCCGGAUGUUCGGAGCUUCAACAUGUUGAUUGGGGGGUUUUGUAGAGUUGGGCAGGUUGACGAGGCGAUGAAGUUUUACAAGGAGAUGCGGCGCCGUGGAGUUACACCGGAUGUGGUGAGCUUUAGUUCCCUCAUCGGGUUGUUUGCGAGGAGGGGGAAGAUGGAGCAUGCGGUGAUGUACUUGAAGGAGAUGAGAGAGUUCGGAUUGAUGCCUGAUGGUGUGAUCUACACAAUGGUCAUUGGCGGGUUCUGUAGGUCUGGGUCAAUGUUGGAGGCUCUGAGAGUUAGGGAUGAGAUGGUUGGCUGUGGAUGUUUGCCGGAUGCGGUAACCUACAAUACCUUGCUGAAUGGGCUUUGCAAAGAGCGUAGGCUGUCUGAUGCAGAGGAGCUUUUGGCUGAGAUGGGGGAGAGAGGGGUUCCGCCAGAUUUAUGCACCUUCACAACUUUAAUCCAUGGGUAUUGUAGGGAGGGUAACACAGAGAAAGCACUGCAGCUAUUUGACACGAUGCUGCAGCAGCGUCUGACGCCAGACAUCGUGACGUACAACACUUUGAUUGAUGGAAUGUGCAGGCAAGGUGAUCUGGGCAAAGCUAAUGAGCUAUGGGAUGACAUGCAUUCUCGAGAAAUCUUCCCCAACCACAUUACCUACAGCAUCCUGAUAGACAGCCACUGUGAGAAGGGACAGGUGGAUGAUGCAUUCGGUUUUCUGGAUGAAAUGGUAAAUAAGGGGAUUGUGCCAAACAUCAUGACCUAUAAUUCCAUCAUUAAAGGUUACUGCCGGUCUGGAAAUGUAUCCAAGGGACAGCAGUUUUUGCAGACGAUGAGGCAUGCCAAUGUGUUGCCUGAUUUGAUUACGUACAACACACUAAUCCAUGGUUAUGUUAAAGAAGAAAAAAUGCAUGAAGCUUUUAAUUUGCUCAACAUAAUGGAGAGUGAAAAGGUUCAACCAGACAACGUCACGUAUAAUAUGAUCAUAAAUGGGUACUGCGUACAUGGUAAUAUGCAAGAAGCUGAGUGGGUUUACAAGAAAAUGGGCGCCAGAGGGAUUGAACCGGAUAGAUAUACAUACGUGUCCAUGAUAAAUGGUCAUGUUGUAGCUGGCAACUCAAAGGAGUCAUUUCAGCUUCAUGAUGAGAUGCUUCAAAAAGGGUUUGCUCCAGAUGAUAAAUUUUGAGGGUACUACAUUCUGCCAUAUUGGAUUCUAAUUUUGAUGUCAUGGAUAGUUCAAGAACGAGGAAUGAAGACAUUGUGCAGUUUGAACUGUCACAGUUUUCUCUCCAACAAGUAUUGUGGACUUGAAGGCAUCUGGUUAAAUUCUGGAGUAAUUUUUGUGGAAGUUUUCGUUGUGGGGUGGUCUAAGGGUUGCAGAGAUUUCCACUCAAGUAACAUUUCUGGGUGUGCGUUCUUCACCAAUGUCCCGAAAUAUUCUGUUAGAACUCAGUAGGUGUGCUUUUGUUUUCUGGGCAUCAGAGGAAUCUUGCAUGCUUUAAAUUUCUCAGUGACUGCAAAUCACUUUUAACAUCAACUAUUAACAUCACACGGAAUUGAUCAGAAGGGAAGAACCGGGUACACAUAAAAAGCCUUAGCUUCAAGAGCAUGGAAAAGAAAAAGAAGGAAACAAAGUCAAUAUGCUCUUGUCAAUGUUUCAAACCUCUCAUGGUUGAUGAGCCAGGCUUCGUGAAGUUAAGAGCACGUGGCUUAUUUGCCGUGUGGUCUAGAUGUGCCAAUAAGCCAAAGGUUCUCUGAGAAUAGAUAGGUUGAGGAUCAGAUGAAAUAAUUGGCAUGGAGGAUGUGUGCUACCAAAAUGAAGAUCAGCUGCUUCUCCGUGUUAAUAUGUUGAUUAAUGGCUUCGGGGAAGAAUUUUCUGACUCUUUCAUAUGAGGUUAAUUUGAUGGCUCGUUCCACCGACGGUGUAAAGUGCCAGGGGGCAGCAUUUCGCGAUAAGCAAGGAAGCAACACUUAAGGCAAAACAAUGACAAAUAUAUGAUGCGCUGCAGUAGUAUUGGCCUGGAUACUUGUCGAGAAUGAAUUAUUUUAUUGGAGAAUGGGCCUCGAUACUUUUGAGUAGAUGUGUCCAUAAUAUGUACCUGUAAGUUUUGUUUUUGCUACUUAACAGUUGUUUCACCUGGGAGACUACAAUAUGUUAUAAUCGUGCAGCGUAUACUGCUUUAAGAUUUUGUUUAGUGACAUCCCAUUUAGUGAUCUUCUCAUGUAAUAUAACCGUGGUACGUGGUUAUAUUGUAAAAUUACAAG
This is a messenger RNA of Lolium rigidum, 3032 nucleotides long. RefSeq names its product pentatricopeptide repeat-containing protein At5g01110. NCBI's taxonomy places the organism in Eukaryota, Viridiplantae, Streptophyta, Magnoliopsida, Poales, Poaceae. Bases 1 to 1953 code for a protein of 650 amino acids. The record is from RefSeq and is a predicted model, not a curated record. Gene Ontology annotation, molecular function: protein binding. The transcript is spliced from 5 exons.